This is a messenger RNA of Annulohypoxylon maeteangense, 667 nucleotides long. RefSeq lists its product as uncharacterized. Bases 233 to 592 code for a protein of 119 amino acids. The record is from RefSeq and is a predicted model, not a curated record. Lineage: Eukaryota; Fungi; Ascomycota; Sordariomycetes; Xylariales; Hypoxylaceae. Gene Ontology annotation, molecular function: nucleic acid binding; zinc ion binding. The transcript has 3 exons.
CAUGUGAACCGUCGAGUUAAAAGAACGCAUCCAAAAGCUUUGACCACUCCUUGCCUUUCUCAUGGAGCAUUGGAUGACUAACCGGAGUGUUUAACCCCACCAAAAAUCUUACACAUGAGAAAUCUCCAAAUCGACUUAUCUAAUCGCAAAAAAACGCCUACCUAACGAAAACAUAUCCAACCCAUAUUUACUGGUAUAAGUUCGACCGUUGGAGACACCUAUACCGCUGAGAAUGGGGGUUACCAACAAGCGCACAUUAUCCAAAACCCGUCGAAAGACGAGAGAUCUCGACCAAAUCAAAGCCGACUUGCGCUCACCGAAACACUUAGCCCAAUUCAAGGCAACGAAGGCACCAGAAGAUCUACCAGACUUGGGGAAAUGGUAUUGCACAGAGUGCGCCAAGUGGUUCGAGAGCGAAGUAAACCUUGUGGUCCAUAGAAAGGGAAAGCCGCACAAGAGACGGGUGAAGCAACUCCACGAAGAACCGUACACCCAGAAGGAAGCUGACGCAGCGAUUGGCCUGCGUACCGACAAUCAUGGUCCCGACACAUCUGAGCACACAGCAGACGACGAAAUAAUCAUGGCGACAUGAAUAAUCUGAACCACGCCCUACGAACUCUAGAUAGACACUUCUUGUGUCGCCGAAAAACUUAUCGCGAUGCUGUCG